AUGCCCAACACAGGUGUCUUCUGUCGCUUUCAUCAGUUCAGUGGCCACGAUACCGAAUCUUAUGUUGCCUUACGCAACAUCAUUGAAGGACUUAUUCGUAAGGGGAAGCUGGAUAAAUACGUGCACAACCUUCCACCCCCACCUAACCCUCACCAACGGCAGAUCAACAUGAUCUCAACCAUCAGUGGUGGUCCUACCAUGGCUGGAACCUCCAACAACUCUAUCAAGCAUUAUGUUCGCUCCACCUAUGCGCACCAGGUCUUCAGCGCUGAGAAAGGACGCCUGUCGAAGACACAUAAAUCAGGCUGGGCUCCCAUUACCUUCUGCGAGGAGGAGGAGCAUGGUGUUAUUCUCCCUCAUGAUGACCCAAUCAUUAUCCGUGCCGACAUUUCUAACUUCGAUGUUGAGCGUAUCUUGGUGGACACUGGCAGCUCGGUCAGUGUGAUGUUUGCUAAUUCUUUCAAUGAGCUCCAGGUCCCAUCUUACUUACUCGACCGAAGCAAUACACCCCUUGUGAGCUUCUCUGGUGAGAUGGUCCAACCCAUUGGAAGCAUUCAUCUCCCUAUCUCUAUUGGAGCAGCACCAUAG
Molecule: messenger RNA, 588 nt
Organism: Prunus armeniaca (apricot)
Lineage: Eukaryota; Viridiplantae; Streptophyta; Magnoliopsida; Rosales; Rosaceae
Source: the annotation of a GenBank genome assembly